AUGUUUUUUAUUCAUAUUUUAAUUUUUAGUUUUUUUUGUUUUUUUUGUUUUUUUUUUCAAAUAUAUAGUUACAAUAUAAUUAAUAUUAAUAUUAAGUUAAAUAAGUAUGUAAAUUUAAAAAAUAAAUAUAAAAAUUUUAUUCUUAAAAACUCACAAAGGAAUUUCAAUUAUACAGUCGAAAAUUUCCCAUCCAUAAAUGAAAUCAUAAAUAACAAAGAUGACUAUUUUUUUAAAAGUAAUAAAACUUUUUCUGAUUUAAAUGUUCAUAAAACAUUAGUAGAGGAAUUAAAAAAAAAUAAUAUUAAUGUAGCUUCAAUAAUUCAAUCAGAUUUAUUAGAUUAUUAUAAUAAAAAUUAUGAGAAAUUAAAAAAUAUUAUUAUAGGUGCGGAAAAUGGUAUAGGGAAAACUUUGUCUUACAUAAUUUUAAUUUUAAAUCAUUUAUUAAAUCAAAAAAAAAAAAAUACAUGUAUUAUAAUUUUUCAAUAUAGCAAUUUAUUAUGUAAUCAGUGUUAUGAUAUCAUAAAACUUCUUUCAAAAAAUGUAAAAGUUAAAACAAUUAAUUUAAAAAAUGAAGAUAAGAUAAAUCUAAAUAAGAAUCACAUAAUUAUAUCAACUCCUGUAAAAUUUUAUCACUAUAUGAAAGAAAAUAAAGAAAUAUUAAUAAAUUUUUUUCAGAAUUUAAAAUUUUUGAUAAUAGAUGAAGCAGAUGUAAUAUUUGAAAAACCGUACAUUAAAUAUAUGAAUUAUAUUUUUGAUGAAAUAAAAAAAAUACAUGAUAAUUUUGUAUCAAUAAUAACAUCAUCUACCUUAUGUAAUAAAGGAAAAAAAUCUAUAUAUAACAACAUAAUGAAAUAUAUAAAAAAUUCAGUAAUUAUAAAAACAAAUUACUUUCAUAAUAUUCAUCCAUUUAUUAAUUAUCAUUUUAUUAAUUUACCUAUUUAUAAUAUUAAUACAAAGUUUGAAGCAAUUAAAAAAAUUCUUCAAAGAGAAAAUCAUAAAAAAGUUCUUAUUUUUUGCAAUACUAUUAAAAGUUGCAAUCAGGCAUUUAGUUUAAUGAAAUCAGUUUUUGAUAACAUUUUCAUUUUUAAUUCUUCAUUUAAAAAAACAGAUCAAUUAAUCAUUCUAGAACAUUUUAAGAAUUCACAAAAACCAAUUUUAGUAACUACUGAUAUUAUAUAUAGAGGUAUUGACGUGAAAAACAUAACGCAUCUUUUUCAUUUUGAUACACCAACAAAUAUCAUAGUAUAUACUCAUAGGAAUGGGAGAAUAAGUAGAGGGGCAAGUACAGGCGAUAUAUAUAUUUUUAAUAAUUUGAAUGAUUUAAUAACGAAAAAAAUAUAUGAACUUCAUAAAAAUAAUGUAAGAUUUGAAGAACUUUUUAGUAGAAAAAGAUCUUUAAGAAAAAAUUAUAAAAGAGAAUUAAAAAAUUCAAUGUAA
Molecule: messenger RNA, 1437 nt
Organism: Plasmodium gallinaceum
Lineage: Eukaryota; Apicomplexa; Aconoidasida; Haemosporida; Plasmodiidae
Product: ATP-dependent helicase, putative
Exons: 3
Coding region: 1-1437 (478 amino acids)
Cellular component (GO): nucleolus
Molecular function (GO): ATP binding; nucleic acid binding
Source: RefSeq, a predicted model, not a curated record